Molecule: messenger RNA, 1745 nt
Organism: Helicoverpa armigera (cotton bollworm)
Lineage: Eukaryota; Metazoa; Arthropoda; Insecta; Lepidoptera; Noctuidae
Gene: Or-56
Product: odorant receptor Or2
Exons: 5
Coding region: 189-1397 (402 amino acids)
Biological process (GO): sensory perception of smell; detection of chemical stimulus involved in sensory perception of smell
Cellular component (GO): plasma membrane
Molecular function (GO): olfactory receptor activity; odorant binding
Source: RefSeq, a predicted model, not a curated record
UCCGAUUAAAGUUUUUCGCCACGAAAUGAGGUCUUUUAAAAAAACUAGUUACAAAAAAACAUCGAUAUAUUGUUCGACAUUUUCCCACCUCUAUUCUUUGAAAUCACGUAAUUAUCUUCGACUUUGAAAAUGUGUAAUAAGGGAUCAAGUCAUUAUUCCAAUCUGUUCUAUCAAGUCGAUCUGAUAAGAUGUUGAAAAAUAUUCUCCAGAAAUUGGAGAACCCGAAGCGGCCAUUACUAGGCCCUAAUGUGAAGGCAUUAAAAUUUUGGGGAUUGUUACUCCCAAAGAAUGUCCUGAUGAAAUAUUUUUACUUGCUAAUGCAUGUUUUAGUAACAAUUUUUACUGCUACGGAGUAUAUAGACGUAUGGUUUGUAAAAUCAGAUAUGAAUUUGCUUCUAAACAAUUUGAAGAUUACAAUGUUAGCUACGGUAAGCGUGACAAAAGUGAGCACAUUUCUAUGCUGGCAAAAAUAUUGGGUCAGCAUCAUUGAGUACGUUACAAGAGCGGACUUAAACCAAAGAUUGACAACAGACAAGCAAAAACUGGAACUUCUAGCCACGUUUACCAAAUACUGCAGAAAGAUCACAUAUUUGUACUGGUCAUUAAUGUACACAACGGUCAUCAUUGUAAUGGUACAGCCGAUUUUCAAGUAUGUUUCCUCUGAGAAUUAUAGGACAAGCGUCAAAAAUGGGACGGACACGUACUUACAAGUCGUCAGUUCAUGGGUACCUUUUGACAAGAAUACUAUGGUGGGGUACCUUCUAGCUUCGGUAUUUCAAAGCUACGCUGCGAUUUACGGAGGAGGCUGGAUCACCUCUUUUGACACAAACUCCAUGGUGAUCAUGGUGUUUUUUAGAGUGGAGCUAGAGUUAUUAAGGCUUGAUGCUAAGGAUAUUUUUGGAACGGAAUCGGCGAAGGUUCCGCAUGAGAUUGCUUUGAAAAGGUUGAAGAAUUGUCAUAGAAGACAUGUUGAGUUGGUCAAGUUUGCCCGUCUAUUCGACUCGUGUCUAUCUCCGAUAAUGUUGCUUUACAUGUUUGUGUGUUCAGUAAUGUUAUGCGUUACUGCUUAUCAAAUAACUAUCGAAACUAGUCCAAUGCAAAGAUUCUUGACUACGGAAUAUUUAGUGUUUGGAGUCGCUCAACUUUUCAUAUAUUGCUGGCACAGCAAUGAUGUUCUAUUUGCCAGUGCAGAUCUAAUGCGUGGUCCAUACGAGAGCAUAUGGUGGACCAGAAGCGUGAGGUACCGUAAGGACCUGUACCUACUAGCUGCACAGUUCAACAAGACCGUCGUGUUCUCCGCAGGACCCUUUACUAAGCUCACUGUGGCUACUUUUAUUAGUAUCCUGAAAGGCGCCUACAGUUAUUACACGCUUCUCAGUCAGUCUCAGAUGAAAUAAGGAUUCUAAUUAUAGCUUUUUUUUUUAAUUAUGUUACCUAGAUAUUACAGGAUGUCUUUUAUUUUGUGAAAGGACAUCAUUCAUUUCGUACCCAAAACUGAAAGUGCCGGCCAGAGAAAAAAAAUAGUAGAUUCUUGUAGAGAAUAAUGCCCUGAAGAUUUUAUACUAUUACAAGAAUCGUCUACAGUUAACCCCCAGGCUGCUAUUUGACUUUGAAAAUAGAAAAAAGUCCAAUAAUGUUUGGAGCAUUACAUUACGUCCCCAAACUGGAGAAGGCAGGUGCUGCCUUCAAACAACUCCUGCCUAACCUGUGAAGUCAUCACCCCCCUCCCGCAGUGGGUUAGCAGC